Loa loa (African eye worm) is the source of this 480-nucleotide messenger RNA. RefSeq lists its product as hypothetical. The transcript is spliced from 4 exons. The record is from RefSeq and is a predicted model, not a curated record. Bases 1 to 480 code for a protein of 159 amino acids. NCBI's taxonomy places the organism in Eukaryota, Metazoa, Nematoda, Chromadorea, Rhabditida, Onchocercidae.
AUGGAAAGUAACAGUACGAAAAGUAUUGCAGAAUUAACGAUACCAACCAAGGGAAUAUUUGGAAUGCAACAAAGUAGUUGGGUGGAAAGCCUUGAAAAUGAUGAUGAAAAUGUGGCCCAGAAAAUGAAUCCAAUAGCAACGGAUAGAAACAAAUCUCGAACAACCAUUUCACAUUGUGAAUCAUUUGAUAACGACAAUUCAAACGUAAAUCAAAUUAGCAGCCCGUCAAUUUCUUCCGCGGAAUCUUCUGGAUUCGAAAAAAUUACUAUAUCUUCCGUACCAAAUACACAAACAAUACGUGAACGAAUACGAAAAACGGUAAUACAAGAAAUGGAAGAGAAACGUGAUACCGCAAAAUUGAAUAAACGAUUGCAACGUCAGCAGCGAAAUAAAUUAACGAAUCAGGAUUCUUUAAGAAGUGUUACAGAAAUGAAUCAAGAAGAACUUGACAGACAAAUUGAACAUUCCAUGAAGUGUUAA